This is a messenger RNA of Procambarus clarkii (red swamp crayfish), 2762 nucleotides long. RefSeq names its product gastric triacylglycerol lipase. NCBI's taxonomy places the organism in Eukaryota, Metazoa, Arthropoda, Malacostraca, Decapoda, Cambaridae. The record is from RefSeq and is a predicted model, not a curated record.
CUUGUCAUAAGUGUGGCAAGUCUGAGUGCUUAUUAAACGUGUUGUUACCAGUUGUGGUAGUUUAAAUCUGUGGUCACUGGAAUUGUUCCGGAACCUUCCCAGCAGCUUCUCCGCCGUAUUCUGGGUUUGUGUGGGACGCCGUGUGGACCUAAGGCUGCUCAAGGCUGCUCACAAGGACUCCUUGCUUAAUUAAAGGUAGAGCAGCGGUGAGGACCCGUGAGGAGCCGUGAGGAGCCGUGAGGACCCGUGAGGACCCGUGAGGAGCCGUGAGGACCCGUGAGGACCCGUGAGGACCCAUAGUGUGGCGCCAGCGGUGGUCACCGCUGUACCGACACUAUUGUGAAGGGUGGUGAGCAGCAGGCACGGAGGCGAUGAUGAGGGUGGUGAGGAUGGUGAUGCUGGCUGGGGUGAUGGUGGCUGGGGUGAUGAGCAUGCCCUCCCGAGCCCCCAGACAGUCCCUCAUCAGCGAGAUCCUGACCAGACUCAUCAGCAGCGGCAGCCCCACCUUACACCCCCACGUCCAGGACACCGGGUCGCUGGGUCGUGAGGCCGGGUACCUGGUGGAGAGCCACACCGUCACCACGGAGGACGGCUACCUCCUCACACUCCAUCAUCUACCACCGUACGCCAACCCCUCCAGACGCCGCUACCUCCACCUCAGAGAAAGCGAGACGGAUCCUCCUGUGAGGGCGAGGUGGAAUGCUUCAGACAGUGGCGAGGGACCUGCACUGAGCCCGGCCACAGACACGGGAGAGACGGAGGUACCCACGACCCCUCGCUACAUGGACCAGCACGCCUCGAACUCCUCUUCGUCCGGUAAAGUGGUAUUUCUGCAGCAUGGACUGAUGGGGUCUUCGGACAACUGGAACACAAACACCAAACAGGACUCUCUAGCUUAUCUCUUGUCUGACGCUGGCUAUGAUGUCUGGAUGGGUAACUUCCGUGGAAAUAUUUAUUCACGAAGGCAUAUGAAUCUCACGCACAAAGAUCCACGUUUUUGGAAAUUCAGCUACGACGAGAUGGCUCGUUACGACCUGCCCGCCAUGCUGGACUACGUCCUGGAGGAGACGGGAGCGAGGCGGCUACACUACCUGGGCCACUCCAUGGGCACUACGGUGUUCUUCGCUCUCAUGAGUUCCCAGCCGGAGUAUCAGCAGAGAGUUGCCUCCAUGGUGGCCCUGGCCCCAGUGGCCACCGUUACUAACAUUGUUUCUCCUAUAAAGUAUCUAGCACCAUUAGUAAACGAACUGCAGUUGGUGUUACGGCUCCUGGGGAAUGACCAAGAGUUGAUGACGAACAGAUUACUGAUCUCACUGUGGGAACCUUACCGCGUGUGUGGCAGUCACGCCUUCUGUGAGAACCUCCAGUUUCUCAUAACUGGCUUUGACCCAUCCAGGGCUGAUCAGGAAAUGGUGCCAGUGAUCCUCUCCCACAACCCUGCUGGAGCAUCUACACAAACACUGUUCCACUUUGCACAGGGCUUCACGUCAGGGCGUUUCCAACAUUUUGACUGGGGUAGAGAGAGUAAUUUGGAGCGUUAUGGCCAAGUUGAGCCUCCAGUGUACAAUGUGACAAAUAUCAAUGUUCCCAUCACAAUGUUUUGGUCAUUAAAUGAUUGGCUUAUAGGAGAGAAGGAUGUCCAUCGGUUGGAGGAGGAGUUGCCACAUGUUGAAGCUUGCUACAAAGUUUCUAAUCCUAUAUUCAGUCAUUUGGACUUUCUUUGGGCCACUGAUGCUCGGUCUCUUGUAUAUGAAAAAGUUUUUGACAUCCUUGAUGAAGCUAUUAACAAAUAUUAGUGAAGGAACCAAUAAUGAACUUGGGACUUUAUGUGAAUGUCUAGCACUGCACAACAACAAUAGCACUGACAGUUGUUAGUCAGGGUCUAUAGUUGUAAGAUAACCUUAUACAGGUACUGUAUAGAAGUGUAUUUAAUAAAACUUAUUUUAUCUAAAUAAUGUAGAAAAUCUUCUACAGAUGGUAGGUUCUAGAACAUCUUUUAUUGUACUACAAUGAUGUGUGAUUGUGUGUGUGUGAGUAUCCGUGUGUAAUUGCGUGUGAGUAUGCGUGUGUAAUUGCGUGUUUGUGUGCAGAUGCUUAUUAAACACCCCAUAACCCACCCCGUGGGCGGCAGUGAAAGUGGUUAGAGGCACACAAUGGGUUCAAGAACUGAACCCCAAAAGUUUAUUUUGCUAAGCAAGUUAGCCGUGGCAAGCUAGCUUCAGUUUUUAGUGAAUUAUUAUAUCGACAAUGGGUUCGAGAAUGCCCACAAGUCUCUAAGCUUAGGCAAUUUACAUGUGCUGUGAGCUACUUUUAUAAUUUGAUUUGCUUAACAUACACCAACCCCCAUUCAGUGGUAGCGAUGGAGAGGUAACAAUCAUCCUCAUUUAUUACCUACAGUGAUCCAAAUCCCAAAUUUUAUUUACUUAAGAAAGUUGCACUAGUCAAUGUAUGUAUGUAUCGACAAUGGGUUCGAGAACUACGAUAUGUACAGUAUCUCAGCUCAGCAACUUAGAUUUUUGGUUAAUUAAUUUAAAUGUGAGAGGAUAUAAUAGUGAAAAUAGGUUAGGAGUUGGUAGAAUGGAAGGUUAGAAAGGUGGGGUCUACAGCUCAAUCUUGCAGGCACAAAUAGGUGAAUGCAGACUCAUCCACAGGCACCUGAAAAUGCUCUGUGAGGUGGGGUGGCGAGGAGGAAGGAGCAAAACAGACAUGAAGCGCAGUAUUGGACAACCCCACAUGGGGCGAUAAAGGACCAAGUAAUUAUC